AUGAAGAAGGAAGAGGAGGAUUACAAAAAGACAUUUUCUCAUAAACUUGAGCCUUGGAGGGUGAUUUCUCUCAGCUUUCUAGGGUUUUUUCUUAUCGUCAGAGCUCUGUUUUCACAUCUAUUAAAACAAGGGAGGAUCAAUCUCUUCAGUCUCCGACAAAUCCACAUUUCUUCCAGCCUCUUCUUCCCGGUUUCCACUCCCACCUCUUUGUUGCAGACCAUUCCGUUGAGGUUCUUUUCAGAACAUAUAGAAGGAAGAAACAAGAUCAAUACAGUGAAGCUAAAGUCGGACGCGUGUGAGAAAAGUUGGAAAGUCAAGAUGGAAGGACGGAAACUCACCGUCGGCUGGAAAGACUUAGCCGACGCACACGGUUACCGAGUCGGAGAUAUCAUUGUUUUUAGACACGAAGGAGACAUGGUGUUCCACGUCACGGGUCUUGGGUCUAGUUGCUGUGAGAUUCAAUACGGACAGUCUAGCAACGGCGACAAUGAUAGUGACAGUAAUGAGGAGGAGAGCAUCAGAAACUUGCCAAAGGAGGAGAAUCUAAAAACAGAACAAGAGUCUUCAUCGGACCAAUAUUGUUUCGUUGCACAUGUAACAGAAUCAAACAUGCGAGUGGAUACACUGUUUCUUCCGCAUAAUUUUGUUAGUUCCUAUGCUAAAGGAAGCAACAAGAUUGUUUUAAUGAAUGAAAGACGAAGAACAUGGAUGCUUAAGCUUAGGUUUAGGGAAUCUAGUAGAACGUUUUACUUGAAGGAUGGUUGGAAAAGUUUAUGCCAUGAGAAUGGACUUGAACCUGGAGAUUCUGUUGCGUUUAAACUAGAGAUAAACAACGCAAAAACGCCUCUUCUCUGUUUCUCUAGUUCGGAUACAAAGAGUGUUUCCACAAAAGAUAGCAGCAAAGAAAAGAGAAAAAGAAGUGGCGAGAGUAGUCAACAAGUGCCAUCAUUAUCAUCUUCGCUAAGUGGUAGCCGAUUUGUGACACUAACUGCCACACUAGCCGGUCUAAAACAAAGUAGACUUUAUCUUCCAGUGAGCUUCACUAGGUUUAACGGAUUGGAAAAGGCAGGAGGGAAGAAGAUAACUUUGUUGGACAAGCAUGGAGGAGAGUGGCCAGUGAAUCUCGGGAUGCAAAAGAGGUAUACAAGGAUGCGUUUGGGUUCAGGGUCGUUAGAAUUCCUCAAGGCUGUUGACGUUAAGGCAUGUGAAUCUUUUGUGUUGGAGUUGGUUUGGGAUAACACAACCAUUCCUCCUAAUCCUAUGCUCAAGUUCUGCUCCAAGAUCAAGACCUCCCUCUAG
Microthlaspi erraticum is the source of this 1299-nucleotide messenger RNA. Lineage: Eukaryota; Viridiplantae; Streptophyta; Magnoliopsida; Brassicales; Brassicaceae. The record is from the annotation of a GenBank genome assembly.